AUGGAUCUUUCUACAACUUCCAUUCCUAUUAGUAGUUCAUGGUGUACUGUUUCACUGGGUGGAUCUAAAAAUGAUAUUAUAUUUUUAAUUGAUGGUUUGAUGUUCGAUUCAAAUAACAAAAUUAGUACCUCAUUAGUUUAUACAUUCAAUACAUUUGACCAAACCUGGUCUGCUCCAAAAAUUUCUGGUGAUUCUCCACAAAGGCGUAAAGAAAUAACUUCUUUUUUUAAUCCCAGUGACAAAAAAAUUUAUAUAUUUGGUGGAUUAUCUGAUACAACAACUGGUUCAUCCGAAUCUUUGUAUUAUAAUGAUAUGAUUAUUUUAGACACUAUUCAUUUAACUUGGACUAUGAAUACUUUUUCAUUUGCUCCUACAAAAAGGGCUGGGCAUACAUUAACAAUGUGGAAUGAAAUGGUUUUUAUGAUCGGAGGGAAAGAGAUUUACACUAAUGAUAAUAAAGUAAAACUUGUAGAUAUGAAUGAAGUCUGGGUAUACGAUACGAAUUCAGGAAUUUGGUCGCUUCAUACGGCUAUUGGUGAUAAAAUCGAUUCUCGUAUCUUUCAUACUGCUGUACUUGAUAAAUAUCAUCGUGGAAGGAUCAUUAUUUAUAGUGGAAUGAGUGAUAAUCCUUCAGAUCUUAGAUGUCGUAAUGGAUCAGCAAAUCCUUCAAAUUAUGGAUCAAAUUUGUUAAAUAUUAAAAAUUCUUAUUAUUUUAUAGGCAAAUCUACAUCUAAUACUACUGUUUUAAAUAAUGAAAGUCCUGUUAUUUACUUGUUUGAUACAAUAGGUUACAAAUGGGUUACAUCAUAUUUUCCAAAUGAACCGAAAGUUUUAUUAGCAGCUGACUCAUCAGCCACAAAUGAUCCAAACUUAAGUGAUACAGGUUCAAAUGGUCUUUCGAUGCCAGCAAUUAUUGGUAUAGUUACUGGCGUGGUAUUUUUCGCAUUGGCACUUUUGCUCCUUUUUUUCCGUUAUUAUCAAAAGCAUAGAAUCAAGUCUGCAUCACCGGAAGUUCUGAUAGCUACUGAUCCUAUAUUUAUUCCUCUAUCAGUCAAUAAUGAGACAAAUCAACAACCAAGUUCUCCAAUAAAUAUGUCUCAGAGAACAUCUUCAACUCCUAUAAGUAGUACUCCAAAUCGUCCAUCUUCUCUAUCAUCUGCAAGUAGUGGCUCCAUUCUUAAAAAACAGCCUCGACUGAAAAGUCUAAAUCAAAAAGUACAAUUUCAAGGACAUUCACAAGUAGAUCCACAAAAUUCUCAAGUAAAUUCUCAACAAUUACAAGUAGAUUCUCGACAGUCUCUGAAAUCUCAACAAUCAGAAUUAGAUUCCCGACAGUCUCAACAAUUACAAGUAGAUUCUCGACAAUCUAAACAGUCUCAAGAAUCUCAAGUAGAUACUAAACGGUCUCAACAAUCUCGAGAAUCUUAUCAAUCACAAAUAGAGUAUCGACAAUCUCAAUAUUCACAAGUAUAUUCUCAACCAUCUAAAGUUAGUUCUCGAAAAUCAUCAUUACAAGAAGAUUCUCGACGAGUAAGUUUUCAAAUAACACAAGUAGAUUCUCGACAAUCUCAACAAUUAUCGGAGGAUCCUCAACAAUCACAAGUAAAUUCUCGACGAUCUCAACAACCACAUGAAUAUUCCCGAAAAUCAUCAAUGGAUUCUCAACAACAACAAUUCCAACAUAUUGAUCCAAUAUAUCAGCCAACAAUAUAUACUGUACCAUUUCCACAAAUGCGCCCACAAAUAUACUCACAACUUCAGCCAACAUAUCCUCCGGUACAUCCGCAACCUAUUAUAUAUUCUCAUUAUCCGAGUGGUUAUUCUCCAGGGAAUUAUCCUAUUUAUUCUCCAGGGAAUUAUUCUCCAAUUCAACCAAAUUUUAAUGUUAUACCUGAGACUGUUGAAAAUGAACAACCAAUACAUAUAUAUACAACUAAUGAUGGACAACAAGAAGGUUAUCAACAAUAUACACCUAGUAAUGAAUCGGACAAAAAGUUUCCUGACCCAAGGG
This is a messenger RNA of Scutellospora calospora, 2011 nucleotides long. Lineage: Eukaryota; Fungi; Glomeromycota; Glomeromycetes; Diversisporales; Gigasporaceae. The record is from the annotation of a GenBank genome assembly.